AUGCCAGUAAAAGCUUUCAGUAGCUCUCUGUUACGACUUCGACCAGCAGGUUUCUCCAUUUUUCACAACACCUCCAAAAAUUACCGACAACAACGACCUGAAAUAAAGAAAUCCAUACUUGAGUUACGUGUAAAUUUCGCGAUUGACCAAUACAGGUUUUACUCGGCUGGAAGUGCGCUUUCUCGGCAAGACAUUGAAGCGAGAGUUGUGCAGAUAUUAAAAGAUUUUGAUAAAGUUGAUCCAGAAAAGGUAACGCCGGAAUCUCGUUUUGCUGAUGAUCUUGG
Molecule: messenger RNA, 284 nt
Organism: Ambispora leptoticha
Lineage: Eukaryota; Fungi; Glomeromycota; Glomeromycetes; Archaeosporales; Ambisporaceae
Source: the annotation of a GenBank genome assembly